This is a messenger RNA of Acanthosepion pharaonis, 819 nucleotides long. The record is from the annotation of a GenBank genome assembly. Lineage: Eukaryota; Metazoa; Mollusca; Cephalopoda; Sepiida; Sepiidae.
AUGGCCUUUUUAGCUCUUUUCGUUCUCCUGCAGACGAAAGCUGGGAUGACACCGCGGGUGGCAGCAGCGUUAAGGUUCGACGGACAACAAGCCUUGCCCGUUGUACCCCAGGAUGAUAUUUACACCCCUGAGACUGAAUCUCUGCCCAACGAUACAGCGUUGGUGUGGAGGCGGUUGGAUUUACUCAACAGUAAGGACAGGGUCCAAAAAGCGGAUCCGUCCAGUGUGGAUGCGUUAGUGCCCGCAAUAAAGAGAUCGUUCGGGAAACAGCCAUGGGAAAAGACUAAGAGACAAUAUUCACCUGAUGUAACCCGGCCGUAUGCACGAGCCUCAAGGAAACAACAGUAUCAGCACAAAACCCAUCACCAACAUUAUAAUUAUUAUCACCCACAUUAUCAUCACAGUAAUAAGCUUCACCGACCAACAAAUCACAAAAAUCAUAGUCAUAGCUUUAAUAAACCAGCUUCCCAGAAGAAAGGCAAAUAUGAAAAUGAGGGUCAAGUUGGGACGAACGGGGGUGGCCAGGAGUCUGUAUACCAUCGGUCGAGGAGAUCUGCGGACACGGACAAAGAAUUUGAGGAAUUGGAUCCUUUAGAACGAUUGUCGCGUGUUUUUGGUAUCAGACGGCUUCCGUCUCAGAACGGGCCGUUUCCUACGCAAAUACCUCCCGAAUAUAUGACCAGGCUAUAUCGCAGCAUUACUGAUAUUGGAGGAUUGUCGAAGACAAAUGGUCCCUACAAUGCGGAUAUUGUACGCAGUUUUCCGGACAGAGGUAGGUUCAUUUUUUUCCCCCUUUGUUUCAUUUUGUUAACGAUAUGA